AUGCACAGCAACGACCUGCUCAGCAUAUCCGUCCAAGACAACGGCCAGAUCAUUCUGUAUGAAGACGAAGGCGGCUUGCUACGAGGCAGCGUUGUUCUGGAGUGUCGCAAUACCCGCAUUAAAUCAGUUACCCUAAAGUUCCAAGGACGGGCACGAUGCCAUUGGGGUCAGGAUGGCAACCAUUACAAGGAAGAACGCACAGUGAUAGAACACUCGUGGAGCUUUCUGCCUCCAUCCAAAAGCACAAGAAUUUUCCAUGGCCGUCAGAAAUGGGACUUUUGCUUACAACUGCCUGCUCAUCUACCUGCCAGCCUCGAUCGCCAAGAAGAUCGCCAUGCCGACAUUACAUACCGACUCAAAGCGAUCGCCGAACGACCGACGUUCACACCCAACUUUGUGGUGAGACGACCGGUGCGUGUCGCUCGAUGCCUCCGCAAUUCACACAGCCUGCAGCAACGGGCAUUAUUUGGCGACCAGCAUCCUCUGCUGGAAUAUCAAGUCAGCCUACCUAGCAUUGUCUGCCGACCCGGUAGCACAAUCCCAAUAGACUUUUAUCUCAAGAACAUUAGUCCGAGAGUCGCACGCAUCCGGACAGUGGCGUGUUACUUGAAAUCAUACAUCACGCUUGUUUGUCGUGGUCAGUUUGUGCGCAAGUCAAGUCAUACGUUAAGUUACUUGCGCGACGAUCAUUUUAUACCAGCACCGUCGUCAUCUCCUUCAUCAACGUCGUCGUCGUCGUCGUGGAACAAGACGGAACAGCUUCGGAUACCGAGUCAGAUCCCUUCGGAUGUGGCUACCGACAUGAUCAAGAUUAAACACAGGCUAAAGGUUUUAAUUUCAGUUGCCAAGAAAGACGGUCAAGUUGAAGAGAUCAUCGCUACUAUACCCAUCACCGUGUGCCAGGUGGAUCAAGUCACAUGUUCGACGUAUGGCGACGAGGGUGAUGAUUUCGCAGAGCUAUUGCCAGCCUAUCAGACUGAAUGCAGGUCAACUGAUGUUAUUCUCGCUUAUUCACCCAUGGCCGACCAUGAUCCUGGACAACAACAGCAGCAGCAGCAGCUUUCAAUAGCAUCAUCAACCCAACGGAAUGGCAUGAUGGCACAGCUGUCGCGCUGUCCAUCUUACAAGAGCACUGCAAGCAGUCGCACACGGCUAUCUAGAAGCUCUUUGCCUGGCUAUGAUUCCAUCGUUUCGUUGUCUGCUCCUGUUACUUGA
Zychaea mexicana is the source of this 1215-nucleotide messenger RNA. RefSeq lists its product as uncharacterized. Lineage: Eukaryota; Fungi; Mucoromycota; Mucoromycetes; Mucorales; Lichtheimiaceae. The record is from RefSeq and is a predicted model, not a curated record. Gene Ontology annotation, cellular component: plasma membrane; cytosol; cytoplasm. Gene Ontology annotation, molecular function: ubiquitin protein ligase binding; protein-macromolecule adaptor activity. The coding region runs from base 1 to 1215 and encodes 404 amino acids. Gene Ontology annotation, biological process: ubiquitin-dependent endocytosis. The transcript is spliced from 4 exons.